Pungitius pungitius (ninespine stickleback) is the source of this 2703-nucleotide messenger RNA. RefSeq names its product potassium voltage-gated channel, KQT-like subfamily, member 1.1 (gene kcnq1.1). The record is from RefSeq and is a predicted model, not a curated record. Gene Ontology annotation, molecular function: voltage-gated potassium channel activity. Lineage: Eukaryota; Metazoa; Chordata; Actinopteri; Perciformes; Gasterosteidae. Gene Ontology annotation, cellular component: voltage-gated potassium channel complex; membrane. Gene Ontology annotation, biological process: potassium ion transmembrane transport. The transcript is spliced from 17 exons. The coding region runs from base 148 to 2190 and encodes 680 amino acids.
CGCGCCGGUGAGAUCGGGCGCGCGGCAGAAGGUGAGCGCGCACGGGCGAACAUUUGUCUGUUUGAGUUAGUAACCGAUAAUAAUAAUCAUACAAAUUAAAAAAAAAAACUGAGAGAAGAGUAACUGGGAGAAUAAGGGGAAGCUACAAUGUCCAACUCACGGAGGUCUUCUGGCGUGGCACGAGGGAAGAGACCCCCGGAUUUGGAGCUCUCGGACCCUUCGUUUCGGCCGCCCGGUGCAGGAGCCCCGGAGGGCAACGACACGUCCUCUGGGAGAGACCGAAUGCCAGAGGACGGUAACACGACCACGGACGGGCCCAAUGUUUACCUCCACCCGUACUUAUCUCACCCCCGGAUGUCGGUGCGCAUGUCGGUGUACAGCACCGGGAUCCGGCCGGUCCUCACACGCGCCUACGUCCAAGGACAAGUGUACAACUUCCUGGAAAGGCCGUCUGGCUGGAGAUGCUUCGUGUAUCACUUCACAGUGUUUCUCAUAGUUCUGGCCUGUCUCAUCCUCAGCGUCCUGUCGACCGUGGACCAGUACCAGGCCCUGGCUCACACAACACUCUUCUGGGUGGAGAUCGUCCUUGUGGUGUUCUUCGGCGUGGAAUAUUUUGUCCGCCUCUGGUCAGCCGGCUGCCGCAGUAAAUAUGUCGGCAUCUGUGGCCGACUGCGCUUCGCAAGGAAGCCCAUAUCUAUAAUAGAUCUGAUUGUGGUUGUUGCCUCAAUAGUUGUGCUGUCAGUGGGCUCCAAAGGCCAGGUCUUCGCCACCUCUGCUGUAAGAGGGAUUCGCUUCCUGCAGAUCCUACGGAUGCUGCAUGUGGACCGGCAGGGAGGGACCUGGCGCCUCCUCGGCUCCGUCGUCUUCAUCCAUCGGCAGGAGCUGAUCACCACCCUCUACAUCGGCUUCCUGAGCCUCAUCUUCUCCUCGUACUUCGUCUACCUGGCGGAGAAGGACGCAGUCGACAGCAGCGGCUACAGCGAGUUUGAAAACUACGCGGAUGCCCUGUGGUGGGGAGUGGUGACUGUGACGACCAUUGGAUACGGAGACAAAGUGCCACAAACCUGGAUCGGAAAGACCAUUGCAUCCUGUUUCUCAGUCUUUGCCAUUUCCUUCUUUGCGCUGCCUGCAGGAAUCCUGGGCUCCGGCUUCGCCCUGAAGGUGCAGCAGAAGCAGAGGCAGAAACACUUCAACAGGCAGAUCCCUGCAGCGGCCUGUCUCAUUCAGACUUCAUGGAGGUGUUUUGCGGUGGAGAACUUUGAUUCUGUCACGUUCAAGAAGUUUUUGAAGAAGAGGGCCCACGUCUCUGCCUCGUCUGCGUCCACCCUCAAGCCCAAGAAAUCGGUGAAGAUAAGGAGGAAGCUGAGGAGCAGCGACAAGGACAACGGCCCCACUUCUCCCACCAUCCCCAGCAUCACCUACAGCUCCGUGUUCGACAGCGGCAGGGAGCUGAGUUCAGACGUGUACAGCACCGUGGGCACAGAUUGCCAGCAGUCCUGGACGUCUUUGUCGUCCCUUCAGUUCAGCUCACCUCCUCCAGUGAAGCGGAGCCCGGGCCUCCUGGACGUCCACUCCCCCGACCCCCCCACCCCGCGGAGGACCUGCAGCUUCGCAGAGGACCUGGACCUGGAGGCCGAGCGAGACAGCGAGCUGGCCCCCGUCGCCUCCGUGUCACAAUUGACGGAGUCACACCGGAGAGCCAUCCGGGUCAUCCAGAGGAUGCGUUAUUUCGUGGCCAAGAGGAAUUUCCAGCAAGCACGGAAACCGUACGAUGUGCGCGACGUGAUCGAGCAAUACUCCCAGGGUCACCUCAACCUCAUGGUGCGAAUCAAGGAGCUUCAGAGAAGGCUGGACCAAUCUAUCGGGAAGCAAACGUUGUUCCAGUCGGGUUCCGACAGAGCCAAAGACAAAGGCACCAACUCCAUCGGCUCCAGGCUCAACCGGAUGGAGGACAAGAUGACGCACAUGGACCACACCCUGAGCCGCGUGGCGGAGUCCCUCGCCUCUCUGCUGGACCGGAGGGACGGUCCCAGGCCGCCGCGGCCCGGCCGGACCCGCGGCGUCCCCCCCGGCCAGGGCAGCCUGCCGGGCUACGAGCAGCUGUCCUCGUCCCCGCCGUCCUCCACCUCCAACGCGGCCCGCGGCGCGGAUCCUCCCGGCGGCGCCGGCAGCCCGGAUGACAGCGGCUGACGGCUGGAGCCGAGGGCGUCCAGAAGGUUCUGAUCCUCUUGGUGGAGUUUGUUCUCCGUCCGACAAAGUUAUGUUACGUCGUCAAAACUACAAAGUGUAGGUUGAGUAAAAGUAGAUUAUUACAUCUGCAGUAGUCCUGUGAAAUGAGGCAUAUCGACCUUUUUUAAUCUGUUGCCAAAUUAUAGACUUCAAGCACAUUGCCUGCUUUCUACUGAAUGUUCCACAUGCAAAGGAGAUUCAUUGAUUUUUCUACAUAUCCUUGUCCUUUUAAAUCUUUUGGAGAUGAUUUACACUUUGUUGCCUCUUUUUGAAAUAUGACUGGAAAUCUGUUCAGGUUAAAGCCAAAGACGUACUGUGAUUUAAAAGAAACAAAUUGAACUCAUUCAUAUUUAAGGGAUGCGGGGGCCUUAUAUUACAGUUCUUCGCUGGAAGAGGUUUCCGUUUAAUCAAAUAGCGUUUUUCCUUUUUUUUUUAUGUUUAGAAAUAUUCAUCUGUUUGAAUAAAAGAUUGUGG